GAUAGGGGAAAAUGGUGGUUGAGCGUGACGAAAGGUGGGUUCCCGAGUUCCCCCCAAACCCUAGGCGUGUAGGCGGGCCGUCAUCUUCUGCUCCAACCGGAAGGUCCGGUGGGGGAGGAUCUGUGACUCCAUCGUCUCCCAAAUCGAGUGAUGAUGAUGCAUCCUCUGCAUCCAACAUCACCAACAGAUGUUCACCAAAGGCUGUCUUCAACUUGGUUUCCAAGCUCAGUGAGUUCAAAAAAGAAAUUAUUAGGGAAAUUGGGUUUGGCGGGAUUCUGGACAUACCGUGCAUUAGCAAGCUUAACCUCAAGCUCUCAGCGUGGUUGCUUAGUAAGAUGGACUGUGAGGAAAGUUGCUUGGUUUUUGGGCCAUCUAGACGCAUCUAUGUACACGAGGCCGAUGUUGGGAUUGUACUUGGAGUUCCGAGUGGGGAUAUUGAUGUAUCCACCCUUUCUGUUACCGAUGAACAACUAGAGUUGCUGCGUUCUAGCAUAGGGUUAGUGGGUUCCGAUCCUAGAAGUGUCAAGGGCAUUGAGUAUGUUCUUCAGAAGCACCUCGAUGAUCAAUCGUCUAGCCAGGAAAUAGAUAGUUUCAAAGUUGCUUUUGUUGUGUUUGCUAUCAACCAUCUUCUUGCACCUUGUGUAAAGCAUGAUCAAGUCAAUUUGGAUUUCUGGGGUGCGUUGAAGAAUCCUGCUGCAUUAGACAGGUGUAACUGGUGCCGAUAUGUGUAUGGACAUGUCCUUGAUGCCGCACAGAAAGUCCGUGGUGAGAUGAUCAGCAAGGGGCGAGCUACAUCAUUGUCUGGUUGCCAUUACUUCCUGCAGAUUCUGUUCUUGGACAAUGUUGAUCUAAGCAGGCUCAAUAAGCCUCAUAAGACUAUCCCCCGGCUGAAAGUAUUUGACCAAGAAUCCCUUAGGGUGAUGGCAGUUAUGUGUGCAAGUAGAGGAGAGCAUGAUUUUGAGCAUUUCAUCGGUGUAAGCCGUAUACUUUGAUGUAUAUAUUAUUACUAACUUUAUUUUGUUACUGGAAUAAUUUAGUUUGAUACUUUUUU
Panicum virgatum (switchgrass) is the source of this 1051-nucleotide messenger RNA. RefSeq lists its product as uncharacterized. The coding region runs from base 12 to 992 and encodes 326 amino acids. The transcript has 2 exons. The record is from RefSeq and is a predicted model, not a curated record. NCBI's taxonomy places the organism in Eukaryota, Viridiplantae, Streptophyta, Magnoliopsida, Poales, Poaceae.